GGGGCCUCUUGGUUUGGAUGGCAAACCAGGACCUCCAGGACCAAAAGGGGAAAAGGGUGAAGCAGGGGACGUCGGCCCAAGGGGUGACCAAGGUCGAGAUGGAGCCACGGGCCCCCCUGGUCCACCAGGACCCCCAGGUGCCCGGGGGCCUCCUGGUGACACGGGAAAGGAUGGCCCAAGAGGACCUCCAGGCUCCCCUGGUGUCAAAGGCGAGCCAGGAGAGGAAGGACUCAUGGGUGCCAGAGGACCUCCAGGACCAAAGGGUGAGCCUGGAGUCCAAGGGAAAAAGGGUGAUGAUGGGAUCCCUGGGGAACCAGGACUUGUGGGCCCUAAGGGAGAAAAAGGAAGUGUGGGUCCCAAGGGAGAGAAUGGCACCGAUGGCUUCCCAGGACCCAAGGGUGAAUCCGGUGAGAAGGGAGGAAUUGGCUCCAUUGGACCCCGGGGUCCCCCUGGCCUGAAAGGGGAACAGGGCGACACGGUCGUGAUCGACUACGACGGCCGGAUCCUGGAUGCACUCAAGGGUCCACCAGGUCCCCCAGGGCCACCCGGCCCCCAAGGCACUCCAGGUCCCAAGGGAGAGCUGGGCUUGCCGGGCCCACCUGGACUGGACGGUGAAAAGGGUCCCAAAGGAGCAAAGGGUGACCAGGGCAGCGCAGGGAUCACGGGGCAGAAAGGAGAGACAGGAGAAAUGGGCUUAGCGGGUCCACCGGGAGCAGAAGGGCCAAAAGGAGACAAAGGAGAAAAAGGAGACACCGGCUCACCAUGUCUGCAGAACAAUCAUAUCAUACCUGAGCCUGGACCCCCUGGAUUACCUGGCCCUAUGGGCCCUCCAGGAAUCCAGGGACCUAAAGGUUUGGACGGUGCAAAGGGAGAAAAAGGUGACACUGGUGAGAAGGGGGACCACGGUGACACUGGACCUGCUGGUCUCCCGGGCGCUCCAGGGCUCAUUGGUUUACCUGGUACCAAAGGAGAGAAGGGAAAGCCGGGGGAGCCAGGAUUGGAUGGUUUCCCAGGUCUCAGAGGAGAGAAAGGAGAGAGAAGUGAAAGAGGCGAGAAGGUGAGUGG
Messenger RNA from Manacus vitellinus (golden-collared manakin), 1065 nucleotides. RefSeq names its product collagen alpha-1(XXIII) chain-like. Lineage: Eukaryota; Metazoa; Chordata; Aves; Passeriformes; Pipridae. The transcript is spliced from 21 exons. The annotation marks the transcript as partial. The record is from RefSeq and is a predicted model, not a curated record.